Molecule: messenger RNA, 1436 nt
Organism: Lolium perenne
Lineage: Eukaryota; Viridiplantae; Streptophyta; Magnoliopsida; Poales; Poaceae
Product: MEIOTIC F-BOX protein MOF
Molecular function (GO): protein binding
Source: RefSeq, a predicted model, not a curated record
UGUUUCGCGUGCGCCGCCAUCACCAGUCGACGGCGAAGGUGAGGUGAUCUCCGCACACAUCGUGUGAUCUCCGCUCCCGUACGUAGGUGGUGGCAGGGGAUGGCGCCCUCCGGCAAACGCCCCGUGGGCAACGCCGACAGGCUAAGUGAUCUCCCUGAUGGCCUCAUCCACAGUAUCAUGGCGUUCCUCACGGCCCGAGAGGCCGUGCAGACGUGCGUGCUGUCACGGAGAUGGGAGGACCUCUGGUGCUCCAUGCCCUGCCUCGACAUCGACGAGCGCCAGUUCCACGUAAUCGGGUCGAGGGCCUACUACGAGGUUUGGGACGACAUGUCAGAGGAUGAGGAUGACAUCGACUCUGCUAGCCUUGAGGAAUUUGUCAACAAUCUGCUCAUGUUUCACAGCGCGCCAAGACUGGAUAGGUUCCGGUUUCAUGUUGCUUCGUCUCAUGGCAAUACCAAGUUCGUCAACUCGUGGAUACGCCGCGGCGUCAAGCGGUGCCCCAAAGUGGUGGAGAUCCACUCCACCGACGGUUGCAAAUUACCUCAUUUGGGUGGUUCCAGCUCUUCGCGCCUCAACAGGCUGCAUCUUACCGGGAUUACUUUGGACAAAACCUUCACGCAGCAGCUUCGUUCUACCUGCCCGGUCCUCGAUGAUCUGGAGCUCAGGCGGUGUAGGCUUGAUGGUCAUACAGAAAUUGUAUCUUUCACACUGAACAAGCUGACAAUUGUGGAUUGUACAACUAACAAUCCUAGUGCUUUGACCAUCAAAGCUCCAUCCCUUACAUAUCUGCAGCUGGUGAUUACUGCUCUUGAUCGUAACUGGCAAGCUGUUGUAGUAAACCAGAUGACACGCCUCAACAAAGCCACCAUUUGCUUAAAAGAUUCAACAGCGAUGCUGCCAUGCAAGCUUCUCUCCAGCCUAAUGUUUGCGGAAGAUUUACAACUCACUGGUCUUCGAACGCUGGCUAAUUUACACAUUGGAUCCGGUACUUUCCCAGUGUUCUGUAGUGUUAGAAUCUUGCUGCUCGACAAAUGUGAUCUGAGUGACAGCUGUGAUAUACUGGGAAACUUUCUGAACAAUGCCCCUUAUUUGGAGAAGCUUACUCUGCAACAAUGCAAGCUCCCAGAAUGUUCGAAGAAAAGCAAAGCAGGAGGAAAUGUGGAGAGGACAUCUCUACAGUGUCAGGAGACGCCAUCUUUCCAGUGCUUAAGACUUAAGAGGACUGAAAUCAAAUAUGACGAAGACGACGAUGUUCAGAAACUGUUUGACCUUUUGCUUGGCAUUUGGAGGAACCUACAGAAGAGUACCAUUGUGAUUAAGAAGGCUUCAAGAAGUUACUCCAUGAUGUGAUGUCUGUUGCUUUUAUGUUCUAGUAAAACGUAGCAACCCUCUGUCAUUUACAUUGUACUUCAGUAUAUUUUGCUUUUAUGUCCUAC